This is a messenger RNA of Trametes versicolor FP-101664 SS1, 2412 nucleotides long. RefSeq lists its product as uncharacterized. Lineage: Eukaryota; Fungi; Basidiomycota; Agaricomycetes; Polyporales; Polyporaceae. The transcript has 4 exons. The record is from RefSeq and is a predicted model, not a curated record. Gene Ontology annotation, molecular function: nucleic acid binding. The coding region runs from base 1 to 2412 and encodes 803 amino acids.
AUGUCGGACGCGCCUGCGCGCGUCUCUCCCCCGCUUGACCCCAACGGGUCAUCAGGCGCUCUUCUGGAUACCGAGCCGGACGCACAGAUACUAGAGGCUCUGCGGGGAAAGGAUCGCAUAUAUGUGCUGAAGCUGGGGGAACAAAUGGAGGCAUUGAUCAAGGAUCGUAGAGUGAGAAUCGACCUCACACCCUCCACUUCGUACCAGCGGUUACUCGUACAUCGAUGUUCCGCAUAUUACAGGCUCUCCCCCGAAGCAGAUGCUGCCACAAAGAACAUCAUCGUUUAUUACCGCACAGAGAGUCGGAUCCCUCCUCGACGUAUAUGCGAGCUGAUUCCGGCGGAGGAGUCGGCACAGCCGACUAUCCAAAUCAUGCGGCGUCCUCGAGGACGUCAAUAUUCCCAGCCAGGUUCAACCGCGGGCGAGGACGCGGAUACCUCCGAUGUCGACGCAUCAGAAGCCGGUAGCAUCGGGAGCCGCGGCCACGUUCCGGGGGCGGCGGGGAAGCGAUUCAAGACUAUAGAGGAGCGCGAGGCUGCGUACAACGAGGCGCGCUCGAGGAUCUUCAUGGGUUUUGAGGACAAAGAUAAAGAAAAGGAGAAGGACAUGAGUGCGAACUCGUCUACCUUCAGUCUGGUGUCGGGCUCGGGCUCGACAAGUGGCGGACGCGGUAGCAGCAUCGGGGACCUCGAUGACUCGGCCAGCUCUGUUCCCACAGAGAGCGAGUGGUCGGGGCCCGUGACUCGGGACAAGAGGGAUAGUCGCAAGGGGGCCGGAUCCACGACGUCGUCCAGGUCGAUCAGGUCGUCCGGUCCUUCGUUCACCAAUGGGUCCAGCAGCUCACGCAACUCGCGGGCCACAUCGCCUUCGUUCACCUACCCGACGCUGUAUGAUCCUGCCACAGCGCCUCCCUUCGAUCAGUCGCAGUAUGGGAGUAUGCCUCCUCCCGCGGGGUACGUCUCCCCUUACGGGUAUCCCACGUACACUCCUGGCCAGCCCUUUAUGGGGCCGUACUACUAUCCCCCGUAUAGCUAUCCACAGCCACCUACACACCAUUCCGAGCCCGCAACCCCUGGAGGCGUAGAGCCGAUGUACCCUCAACCGACUCCUUCACAACAACCUGCAUACACUCCUCCGUACGUGUGGUCGAACCCGCCGCCCGCUGGCCAACCGCCCAUUCAUCCCCAGCACCUACACCACGGUCAACCUGGUGCAGUCCCGACUCACCCAGACGUUCAUUCGCAAGCACAUCCAAUGCCGCCCAUGCAGAAUGUCUCCCAAUAUCCUCCUUACACCCCUAGCCCGCCGGUAUAUGGUUAUGGCAUGCCUGCCUACUACCCUCAACCAUACCAACAAGGCGUCCCUAUGGCCCCACCACCGUCAAUCCCUGGACCUGUCUAUCACCAUAAUCCCGUUCCGGAGCCUAUGGGCGCUAACGGCAAUCACUCUAACGGGAUCGACUUCUCCAGGACAUCGUCGCGGAACAGCAACGGUCACGGGAGCAUGAACAGCAAACGCGGAGGUGCUCGCGGGCGCGGAUCCUGGUCGUAUGGGCCUGGCGUGAGUACUAGCGGUUACACUUUCAACUCCCCCAGUGCGAUGAAUGGCAUUGGUGGCAAUGAUGCGUAUGGACCGCGUCUAAGCAGUAACGUUCGAAGAGCUUCGGGCACGUCCAGCAGCGGUGGCAGCGCUGGUGCCCGAACGCCUGCCGAUGAAACUGCCUCCACAGCGUCGUCGUCAACGACAUCCUCCUCUUCCCGGCGGACGUUCACGUCUACAUCUACUUCAUCAAAGCACCCGCUUCCCGCGCGUCCUGACUGGGCCGUCGGCCUGAAGCCGCAACAUCCGCGCCACCACGACUCGUCUCCUGCAAGAAUGGGCUCCACGCACCUUCCACAGCCGCAUCAAUCACAGCCCGUGCUGCAGCCCAACGACUUCCCUCCGCUGUCAUCGGGGCCCUCCAAUCGCCAACCUGUCGUGGGCGGUGCGUGGACCAAUGCAUCAACCUCGCGGGUCAUGAUGCCUGGACCGCAGGGCACCGUCCCUCAGGGAACGGCGCUGGUGCACUACCCUGCGUCGCAGCAGAGCAGCCCGCAGAUUCCCGCCUCCAGCGGACGCUUUGACGAGCAGGAUCUGUCGUUCGAGCGCCCGCUCUCGAAGAACGCGGACCUCUUCAACCCCAAGGGCGGGCUGCGGAGUGCCGGCGGUGGUGUACCCUCUAACGGUCGCGCCAAGGGUCAAGGAGAGGGAGGGCUUGCCGGGCUCUCCGACAAGCUGGGGGCUCUGGGAAUGGAGGACUGCGAGUCUCGUUCGGCCGAGGUCGCUGGCCAGGACAGCUACUUCCCGUCCGUGGUCGCAGGAGAGGUCGCGGGGGGCGUGCCCGCCGGGGAGCCCGCGGCUGCCUCGUCAUAA